This is a messenger RNA of Macadamia integrifolia, 954 nucleotides long. RefSeq names its product probable CCR4-associated factor 1 homolog 6. The transcript has a single exon. Gene Ontology annotation, molecular function: poly(A)-specific ribonuclease activity; nucleic acid binding. The record is from RefSeq and is a predicted model, not a curated record. Lineage: Eukaryota; Viridiplantae; Streptophyta; Magnoliopsida; Proteales; Proteaceae. Gene Ontology annotation, cellular component: CCR4-NOT complex; CCR4-NOT core complex; P-body. The coding region runs from base 1 to 954 and encodes 317 amino acids.
AUGAAGCCACUGAUACGCAAUGUCUGGCGUUCAAAUUUUGAGGAAGAAAUGAUUUCCAUAGAAAGCAUAGUACACAGUUACAAUCGGAUUGCCUUUGAUACUGAAUUUCCUGGUUUUCUUCGCAACACACCGAGAAAUCCAUCUGAAACUGAUCGGUACGAAGAUAUCAAGUUCAAUGUCAAUAGCUUGAAGCCAAUACAGUUCGGUCUUACAUUCACUGAUGCAUACGGUAAUCUCCCUCACUCCGGUGGUGUUUGGCAAUUUAAUUUUAAUGAUUUUGAUCCUGCCAUUGAUCUUCACGUGACUGCAUCCGUUGAGUUAUUACUUCGGAAUGGGAUUGAUUUGGAAAAGAAUAAGAGAGAAGGAGUUGAUAUUAAAGCAUUUUCUGCUCGGUUUGGAAACAUCAUAAGGUGUGAAGGACAUAGGAUUCAAUGGCUCACGUUUCAUGGGGUUUAUGAUAUUGCUUACUUCAUUAAGGUCUUGAAUGCAAAUAAUCCAAUGCCGGGAACUCUUCAAGAGUUCAUGUAUAUGGUUGGAGCCAUCUUUCCUCAGCUUUAUGAUCUGAAAUUUAUGGCCAAGUUCUGUCAUGGGUUGUUUGGUGGAGAAUUGGGUUUGGAACGUCUAGCUAAGAUACUUGAGGUGAAGCGUGUUGGGGAGACUCAUCAAGCGGGUUCUGAUAGCUUGAUCACGAGCAAUGUGUUUUCAAAGAUGAAAAAAGUUUAUCAACUGAUUGAAGGAGCUUAUGAAGGUUAUCUCUAUGGUAUUAGCUUUAGAAAGAGAAGGUGGGUCCCACUUGGGCCACCCCGGCCCCACUUCAUCACUGUGGUUCCAAAUGGAUAUUACCGUGGACAACCCUAUUUUGGGACAAUCAAUAAUCCACUUAGGUGGUCUCAUUGUCAUGCAUUAGUUCCUACUGUUCAUGUUUCAUAUUGUCAAUGGAGCAUGCACCAUUAA